AUGCAGGGCCUGCCGACGAUUGAGGGCUGGUUGGACAAGCAGGGUGGAGUGCGCAAGAGCUGGAAGCGACGAUACUUCGUCUUGGAUGGGAAAAAGCUCAAAUACUUCAAGCAGCAGAAAGAUGCCCCCAGCAAACCCAUCGAUUUUAUCCUCCUCGACCGCACGUCCAAGAUUAUCUACAUUCGGGACAAGGUCCGCCCCACCGAUCCUUCGCCGGGCUGCGGCUUUGCCAUAGAAACGCCCUCUCGCACGUACAUCCUGGCGGCGGGUUCGACACCGGAGAGGGACAAGUGGGCGAUCGACAUUCAGAUGGCGCUCUCGGUUCUGUAUGGGCUGCCCAAGCCGGUCACACUCGCCCGAUCUGAGGCUCCUGCCUCUGCAGUGGCCGACCAGCCACAGCAACCGCCAGCCGUGGCCCCGCUUACCCACCAACCGUCAGCCACAUCCCUACCGUCCGCCUCAACGCCAGCCAGCAAUGGAGGUCCGGCGAAGCCCUCGCCACGGUACUCCAUGGCCUAUUCCGAAGUGCCAAUCCGCCAGUCUGUCGUGGAUGUCGGGCCAUCUGGGGGAGUGGACGGGGCCGUGAUCGAGGAUUACAACAGCGAGUCGGAGGCCCGGCGGGGCACGUCGCAAAACCUGCUCAGCAUGGCCAAGAGCGGACUCAACUCGCUCAACCCCAUCUCCGGCGCCAGCGGCUUUUCUGGAAGAGGAACUCUGCUAGGUCGAAAAGAUGAGGUCGAGAUGCUGAAGGAGGAGCUGGUGCGAAAAGAUCGCCAGCUAGAACUGACGGAACGGAAGCUGAAGGUGUUGGACAGCGCCUAUGCCGAUAUGUCGGAGAAGUAUUUUGUGAGUGUGGCGGUUUUCGCCAAGAUGAACGCAACGACAGAGGGCUACUACUGUAACAUAGACGUCUACCAGCUCUACUCCGAAGCUCAGCGGAUGAACAUCGAUCCGCACGAGUGGCCGCAGUGGAUCACGCAGGAGAUCCAAAAGAACGCGACACGCAUGCGAAACUGA
Molecule: messenger RNA, 1017 nt
Organism: Acanthamoeba castellanii str. Neff
Lineage: Eukaryota; Discosea; Longamoebia; Acanthamoebidae
Product: PH domain containing protein
Exons: 8
Coding region: 1-1017 (338 amino acids)
Biological process (GO): regulation of cell differentiation
Cellular component (GO): membrane
Source: RefSeq, a predicted model, not a curated record